GGGGGAAGGGGUCGCUGAAGUUGACGGAACCGCCAUCUUGAAAAGUGCCCUCCGAUGAUCUGCCUUUUCGCGCCUGUCAGAAUCAGUUUUAAACGCUUUCUUUUCCUUUCCGGAUUUUCGUGUUAUUUCUGUGUACGUUUUUGUCAAGGCCUGGGGCUGAUGGCAAGAUAAGCUACAUGCUGGAGACUCGCCGUUUACCGUAGUCUAUCGGUGUUUGCUGUUGAACUGCUGUAUGUUUGCUGCUUGCCAGUCUGUCCAUCACCGCUGUCUGCCUGUCUGUCCGUCCGGCUAGCCUGGAAUGGGCCACAACUCCCAAAGACUAAAACACACCUCUUUAUAACCUGAGCUCCACCCUUUGGACUCCAGUAUACCCACAGAGCCAAAAUGUUUUGGAAGUUUGACCUCCAUACCACGUCGCACAUCGACACGCUGUUAGAGAAGGAGGAUGUGACGCUGACGGAGGUGAUGGAUGAGGACGACGUCCUGCAGGAGUGCAAGGCCCAGAACCAUAAACUGGUCGACUUCCUGCUGAGACCACAGUGUAUGGAGGACCUGGUCACAUACAUCACACAGGAACCCAAUACAGAUGUUGAAGAAAAGGUUAAAUACAAGUAUCCCAACAUAUCCUGUGAGCUGCUUACAUCAGAUGUGGGCCAGAUCAACGACAGACUGGGAGAAGAUGAAAAACUGCUGAUGAAACUGUACGGCUUCCUCCAGAAUGAGCCGCCUCUCAACCCGCUCCUGGCCAGCUUCUUCUCCAAGGUGCUCUCCAUUCUGAUAGGACGCAAACCGGAACAGAUUGUGGAAUUCCUGCGGAAGAGGGAGGACUUUGUAGACUUAAUGAUCAAACACAUAGGGACAUCUGCCAUCAUGGACAUGCUGCUCAGAAUGCUCACCUGCAUCGAACCACAGCAGCUACGGCAGGACGUUCUGAAUUGGCUAAAUGAGGAAAAGGUGAUUCAGAGGCUGGUGGACAUGGUGCAACCAAGUCAAGACGAGGACAGACACUCCAAUGCCUCCCAGUCUCUUUGUGAGAUCAUCAGACUGAGCAGAGACCAGAUGUUCCAGGUCCAGGGCUGCUCAGAGCCAGACCCACUUCUAGCCACACUUGAAAAGCAGGAGACGGUGGAGCAGCUGCUGGCUAAUAUUGACAAGGAGAAAAAUGAAUCUGCAAUUGUCAGUGUUAUCCAGAUUCUCCUCACAUUGUUUGAGACCAGAAGACCAGCGUUUGAGGGUCACAUGGAGUGCCCCCCUGGGAUGUCCCACCCUUCAUUCUCAGUCAACCACAGCAUCCUAGAGGCUGUAAGACCCCGACUCAAAGACUUUCACCAGCUGCUACUGGAACCCCCAAAGAGGAACAUGAUGAAGACAACGUGGGGGGUACUGGACCCCCCUGUGGGAAACACAAGGCUCAAUGUGGUCAGACUGGUGGCCAGCUUGUUGCAGAGCAACACACACAGCAUCAACACAGAACUCAUCAACCUCAACACACUGGGAGUCAUACUAGAUAUGUAUUUCAAAUACAUCUGGAACAACUUCCUCCACAUUCAGGUGGAGAUCUGUACAGCCAUGAUCCUGGCAAUGCCCCCUGCCCCCACUGACCCCCAGCCAGACACAGAGCAAGAACACGCAAGGGAGAGCAUUCUUAUCAAACAUUUGUUUCAAAAGUGCCAGUUUAUACAGAGAAUCGUAGAGGCCUGGAGCUCCAACGAAAAAGAACAGGCGGAAGGUGGACGACGAAGAGGCUACAUGGGUCACCUGACCAGAAUAGCAAAUUCAAUAGUUCACAACUGUGACAAAGGCCCUAAUGGACCACAGAUACAGCAGCUCAUCUCUGAUCUUCCAGCAGAAGACAGAGAGAAAUGGGAGGCCUUUAUUUCUGUGCAGCUGGCCGACACAAACAAGAGAAACACUGUCGACCUGGUGAACACACACCACAUCCAUUCUUCAAGUGAUGAUGAGGUGGACUUUAAAGACAGUGGCUUCCACCAGGACUCCUCUCUACAACAAGCCUUUUCUGAUUAUCAGAUGCAACAAAUGACGUCCAAUUUUAUUGAGCAGUUCGGCUUCAAUGACGAAGAGUUUGCUGAUCAGGACGAUGUUGUGGAUAUUCCCUUUGAUAGAAUAUCAGACAUCAAUUUUUCACUGAAUACAAAUGAAAGUGCGAAUAUAGCUUUGUUUGAGGCUCGCUGUAAGGAGAAAAUCCAGCAGUUUGAAGAUGCUGGUUCGGACGAGGAGGAUAUCUGGGAUGAAAAAGAUAUCACCUUCGCACCAGAGGCACAGAGACGCCCCAGGAGCUCAGGCAGCACAGACAGUGAGGAGAGCACAGACUCAGAGGAGGAGGAUGUGAAGAGAGAUCCAUUUGAAGCCUCCAACCCCAUCACAGAUGACAGAAUGGAAGUCGACACAGGGCCAGUUUGGACGGCCAACUUUGAUGACAUCCCCAUGGACACAGGUACAUCCACAGCUCCAGCCUCCAGCCCCAACAACCCUACUGCCCCAUCUCCUCUGGCCUCGCCCCCAUCCUCCACAGAAGCCCCCCCUGAGCCAUCCUGGAGCUCCUCUCCUGGUGCAGCUUCCAACUCUGAAACAGGCUGGGCAGAUUUCUCCAACUUCACCCCCGUCAGUCCAAAAGACCCUCUGAGGUGCAACUCUCCUGUUGCUAUGGAAACAAGCAUAGAGGCAAUGGACCCUCUAGGGGUUAAUGCACCUAUGCAGCCUGAAGACUGCGACGGCUGGUUGGGUACAGGUGAGGCUUCUCCCUCCUCCACCACACCAAAGGACUGCGGGAGAACCAAAGCAGCAGAGGAAACGGCCUGUUCUGAGCAGCGCAGCAUCACAGAGACGGUUAUCAACGGCUCCAUGAAAGAAACAGUCAGUCUCACUGUUGACGCCAAAACUGAGACCGCCGUCUUCAAGAGUGACGAAGAGAAGAGUUCUUCAGAGAAAUACGCCGUAGUUGAAUGUGCGGAAUCCGAGAGAACAGGCUUCAACAGCUCAGCCACAGCCUGCUGUCCAAAAACAGGCAGUGACAAGUGUCGGCCUGCUGUGGAGCUUCCCAAUGGUCCUCUCGAGGAUAUGUCAGCCGUAGAGGAGGCCAAACUGGACCAGAGUGCCGUGUCAGAGCCAGCUGUAAACGGGCCGGCGUGAGGGUCACCGAAAGCCAGCUAAUAGCCAGCCUGUUCUGCCAUGCAGGGCUCUCCUCCUGACCAGCCAGCGGAGAUGACUGCUCAGAGCUGUACCAAUCACAUGAACCCCAACCCCCCAUCAGGACCAGCAAUACCCCCUUCAGCUCAUCACAGACAGACAGACAGACAGACAAACAGGUGUACAGACACAGAAGGAACUGCAAAAUGUACCCAAACGGAUACAGAAUAAUUUUUUUCAGCAUUUGUUUAUAUACUAUUGUUAUUAUGAGGUGACGUGCGACUGAUAACUUGCCACUCAAAAUUAAAAUAGUAAUGUUGCUAUAGUUAAAGAAAUGAUUGUAUGAAUAAAAUAUUUUAUAAAAAGAAAAAUGUAUACAGAAACAUAAGAUGACUCACCACAGGAUGAGCUAAUUGGUCACCCAGCUGACCACUGAGCUGUUGUCUCCUGCUGGAUCUGUUAUUCUGCAUACAACAGUCUGACACUUAAUACAGCAGUUGCUUUAUUUAAAUCCUCACUCACCAUUGGUCUGUGUCUCUGAGCGGAGCUGCUCCCAUGAUUGAACCACGUUUUUAAAUCCCACUUAAAGUUUUAUUUUGCUGCAGGUAUUAUUUGUAAAUGUUUUUUCUCUUGUAUUCUUAUGCAUUGAGUAAGAUUUGACAAGCCUUUUCUGAUAUAAUUUUUUUAUUUAUUAUGAAAGUAAGAUGAUGUUUUGUUACUAAAGAGCCAUACCAACACGCCCUCUCCCCUUCUAGCAGGCUGCAUUCAUGCUAACUGGGUUCUUACCUCGCAGCUAGAAGGCUUUAUGGGAGAGAUCCAGUACGGCGUCACGCGGCCUAAACUGGGAGCUGUAAAUGCAUUUUGAGCUUGUGUUUUUAGUCCCAACUAAACUUAUUCAGAACCA
Molecule: messenger RNA, 4051 nt
Organism: Notolabrus celidotus (New Zealand spotty)
Lineage: Eukaryota; Metazoa; Chordata; Actinopteri; Labriformes; Labridae
Gene: ppp6r3
Product: protein phosphatase 6, regulatory subunit 3
Cellular component (GO): nucleus; cytosol
Molecular function (GO): protein phosphatase binding; protein phosphatase regulator activity
Source: RefSeq, a predicted model, not a curated record